Messenger RNA from Loa loa (African eye worm), 459 nucleotides. RefSeq lists its product as hypothetical. Lineage: Eukaryota; Metazoa; Nematoda; Chromadorea; Rhabditida; Onchocercidae. The record is from RefSeq and is a predicted model, not a curated record. The coding region runs from base 1 to 459 and encodes 152 amino acids. The transcript has 6 exons.
AUGAGUACUGCAGUAAAUGAUAUGAAAUCAAACGAUAACAUCAUCACUGAUAAUAAAAUAACGCUAAGUUACGCUAUACAAGCAAUGUAUAAUCUUAUGAAUACAAUGAAUACACUCAUACUAUUAGAGGAUUGCACGGAAGCAUCUUUCAAUAUGAAUUCGUUUGAAAAUCGUCGACUGGAUCAUUUUAAAGAAAUGGAAGCAAUAAUCCAGACUAUUGCAACCAGUGAUGACAGUAAAUGUAUGGAUAGAUCAGCAUUUGAAUAUAUGACUUACCCAGCCAAGACUAACACUCACGGACUGAUCUGGUACCAGAUGGUCAUAUAUUAUUAUCCCACUGCCAUGAAAGACCCAGUCAGCUUUCGAUGGACAUUAUCCUCACACUUUCGAAACACAAUGCAACCAUUGAUUAGUGGAAAAGACUCAAUGAAAGCUCCUCCGCAAUUUAUGUUAUAUUAA